CACAGAGGACCGUGGUGCUCCUUAACUGUGCAGCCCUCUUACAAUGAUGCUGGCAGCUUUCAUCUUUCUGCUCCACGUCACAGGUGGAAGUACAACCUCCAAUUACACAGAGCAACCAGAGCUUCCUGGCAAUCAACAGAUGUUCAACUACAGCUUUGAGGAAAGUGGAAGUACCUCCAAUUACACAGAGCAACCAGAAGUAAAUGGGGAGUCCUCCAAGGGUAACUGCACUUAUCGGGAUAUUUUAAAGCACUUGAACUUAAAAGAAACUGAGAACUUCAUGACUCGGCCUGGUGGUGAUAAAUCACCCACAAGAGUGAAGCUGGAUGUGCUACUCUAUGCCAUUCUAGAUGUGAAUGAGAAGGACCAGCAAUUUGUUUCUUACAUUUGGAUUGAUAUGACUUGGAUAGAUGACAACCUUUCUUGGAAUCCAAAUCAAUUCUGUGAUAUAUGGGACAUUUAUCUUCCUGCUGAAAAAGUGUGGAAGCCAGAUCUAACUAUUGAAGAGAUGACAGAAAAGGACAAGGCCCAUCCGAGUCCAUAUGUCAACAUUAUGUGGAAUGGUAUGGUCUUUCGCAGGGAUGACAUGUUGGUGGUCAGCACCUGCACAAUGGAGGUUUACAGAUUUCCCUUCGACUUUCAGAAAUGUACCCUUUCUUUCAAGUCUAUCAUACACUCUGACAAGCAAAUAAUGCUUGUACCGGAAACUGAAUCCUCGAGGAACACAAAGUUGUCUAAGGAGAUGAUGCGGACCCAGUCCGAGUGGCUGUUUAUUGACAUGAAAAUUGACGAAAAGACUGUAGACAAUUUUGGCGUGACCCAAAGCAUGUUGGUUUACACUAUCACCAUGAAGAGGCGGUCUGCGCUUUACGUGAUUAACUUCUUGGUACCCAUCCUGUUAUUCUUAUGUCUGGAUUUGGCCUCAUUCCUGAUCUCGGACAGCGGGGGGGAGAAGCUUGGCUUCAAGGUCACUGUGCUGCUUGCUGUCACUGUGAUGCAGCUCAUUCUCAAUGAUAUUCUGCCUUCGUCGUCAGACAGGAUUCCUCUUAUAGCGGUCUACUGCAUUGGGAUGUUUGGAUUGAUGAUGCUAAGCCUCAUGGAGACAAUUUUGGUGAUGCGUCUAAUGGAAAAAGACUCUAAAGACCAAAGCCUGAGUGAGGAAUGCGGGGGCAAACAGGGCAAAGUCAGCUUCCAAAACUGUUGUAGAGAGGUUAAGAAAUUCACUCACUUCUGUCAUAUCUGUGAUAUGUCUCCUGGUGAAACGCCAUCUGGACUGCUGCCGGUGGCCAAAGAGGGUAGCAGCAGCCAUCUGGCGGACAAGUCCCAUGCCUCAGAUGAGCUAAGUGAGGCAGUGAAAACUCUGACUCUGCUCCUCAGCAACAGGGAGGAAGAGAGGAAGCCUGACUACUGGACCAAAGUGUCUAAAACAAUCAACAAAGUUUUCUUCAUCUUUUAUGUCAUAACUGCCAGUGUGUUUUUACUCUGUUUGUUUUUCAAUUGGUAAGAUAAUAAGUGCUAAUAAUUCAGAUAACCAACAACAAGUUAUGCUGCAGGUUAAUUUGGGCAGAGGUGAAGCUGCUGAAAAAAAGUAUCUGCCCCAACUGUCACUAACCACAACCUUUUUUUGCAUGAACAAAGCUAAUGAUCAAAGGUGUACUUGAUUCAGGUUCUUCAGUUGUAUUGCAGCUGUCACUUGCAUGUUUCACACACAGUGGUUCACAUCAAACACACAUGUUGUCUUGUCAUACUAAUAUACUAAUCUACAUUCAAGGGGUACAGUUAUGUCGUUGCUAUGUAAUGAAAUAUACACUUUUAGUUAUGAUGCAUGCAGUGCAAAAUUUGUUCUUGUAUUUACAUGGGCAAUUUUUACAAUUCACCCCAAAACAUAUUAAAGUGUGUACAAUUCUAAA
Etheostoma cragini (Arkansas darter) is the source of this 1910-nucleotide messenger RNA. RefSeq names its product 5-hydroxytryptamine receptor 3A-like. Bases 44 to 1504 code for a protein of 486 amino acids. The record is from RefSeq and is a predicted model, not a curated record. Gene Ontology annotation, biological process: regulation of membrane potential; monoatomic ion transmembrane transport; nervous system process. Gene Ontology annotation, cellular component: neuron projection; synapse; membrane. The transcript is spliced from 12 exons. Gene Ontology annotation, molecular function: extracellular ligand-gated monoatomic ion channel activity; transmembrane signaling receptor activity; neurotransmitter receptor activity. NCBI's taxonomy places the organism in Eukaryota, Metazoa, Chordata, Actinopteri, Perciformes, Percidae.